GCGUCGUUUUCAGCCACUUGCCUCCUCGCUGUAUCCUCUCAGAGCAGCCGCUCACUCGCGCCCGCCCUGCGCGCGCCCUCGCCUCGCGCGAUGGCCGCUUCGUCGACGGCUCCGCGGCCCGGCCGGCUCAUCGACUCGCUCGACGAGGCGGCGAGCGCUCUCCGCAGUGGGCGGCUGGUUGCCUUCCCGACUGAGACUGUGUACGGGCUGGGCGCCGACGCCUUCAACGAGGCGUCCGUCGCGAGCAUAUUCACGGUCAAGGGGCGGCCUCGCUCCGACCCCCUCAUCGUGCACGUGGCGAGCGCCGGCGCGGCCGAGGCUCUGGUGCGGCUCGGGCCGGGCGGGCUGGAGCUGAUGCGCCGACUGACCGCGAGCUUCUGGCCGGGGCCGCUCACGCUGGUCGCGCCCGCGGUGCCCGAGCUCCCCUCCGCCGUCACCUCUGGCAGCGGCUACGUCGGCGUGCGGGUGCCGGAGCACGCGCUGGCGCGCGAGCUGCUGCAGCGCGCUGCGGUGCCGGUGGCGGCGCCGUCGGCGAACCGGUUCGGGCACGUGAGCCCGACCCGCGCACAGCACGUGAUGGACGACCUCGCCCACCACCCCAUCCUCGUCCUCGACGCGCCGCCCGCCGAUUGCUGCGGCGUAGGCAUCGAGAGCACCGUCGUCAAGAUAGACGAGCAGGCGGGUGAGCUCGUCCUGCUGCGCCGCGGCGGCGUGCCCGAGGCCUCCCUCGAGCGGUGGCUCGCGGCGGAGCAGGGCGGCGCCGCGCAGCGCUUCACCCUCAAGCGGAUGGUCUCGCCAGGCAUGCUGCUGACUCACUACUCGCCCGACUUGCCCGCCUACCUGCUGCGCGGCCCGCAGCUGCUGGCGGCCCCUCCCCCGGGCGCGGGCAGCGCGCCCCUCUCGUUGGGCGAGGCGGUGCUGCUCGACUUUGGGGGGCGGCUCGCGCACCUCCGCCCCGCCGCGGCCGCGUACAGAGACCUCUCGGAGCGGGCGGACGCGGCGGCGGCGGCGAGCGGCGUCUUUGAGGCGCUGCGCUGGGCCGAGGCGCAGCACGCCGCGGGCGCGCGCUGCGUCCUCGUCGCCGACGUCGAGGCUGCGGCGCGAGGCGGAGAGGCGGCCGAGUGCGUGCCUGCGCUGGCCGACCGGCUCUACCGCGCCGCUUCGGGCGUGCGUGCGGAGCUCGUCGCCUCGCCGGGCACCGGCGGCGCCGUGGCCGUCUGGCUGCUGCCUCCCGAAGCUAGCGUCUGACUCCAACGCGCGACGAGUAGAGGCACACACGUGACGUGUGCGCUGAGACGUGAGAGCCCGACACAUACGGCUCUAUGCACCAACGUUCCUCUCUGAGACACCUCCUACUGACGUACCACUGAAAGCUUCCAGCGCCUGCUGUCGAUCUCUCAUGGUCAUGCAUCUCUCUCCUUCACUCCUGAGAGCUCUCUGUGCAUGUUUCUGUGUAUUCCAGCGUGCACACUGGAAUAGUCGUCUGUCGUGUCAUUCCAGGUCAUUUGA
This is a messenger RNA of Emiliania huxleyi CCMP1516, 1509 nucleotides long. RefSeq lists its product as hypothetical. Gene Ontology annotation, cellular component: cytoplasm. NCBI's taxonomy places the organism in Eukaryota, Haptophyta, Isochrysidales, Noelaerhabdaceae. The record is from RefSeq and is a predicted model, not a curated record. The transcript is spliced from 5 exons. Gene Ontology annotation, biological process: regulation of translational fidelity. Gene Ontology annotation, molecular function: double-stranded RNA binding; tRNA binding; nucleotidyltransferase activity. Bases 91 to 1248 code for a protein of 385 amino acids.